AUGACUUUUAAUCUAUUUAGUAUAGAUUUUUCUCAGAGUUUUGUUUGUUUUUCUCCCUCACCUUGUGACGUCGUUUCGGUUCGUUUGUUGUUUGUUCGUUUCGUUACUCAGUUGAAGCGUGAGUUCGACCGUUUUGGUGCCAUCAAAAAGAUCGAAUAUAACAAAGGGGACACCCAGGCCUACAUUCUGUACGAUUCUAUUGAUGCUGCUACGGCUGCUGUGAAGGAAAUGCGUGGAUUCCCGUUAGGGGCACCGGAUCGUCGUAUUCGUAUCGAUUUUGCUGACAACGGAACAACACCAUCGUUCUCAAAGCGCAGUGGAUGUUUUGAGGAAGGCGGUGAGUAUCGUCGCGCCCCCGACUACGAAUAUCCGGAAGGUGGUGCAUCAUACGAGGAAAAUUCAUUGUACGGCUAUGGUGGAAGACCGUUCCGCGGCAGAGGAGGAUUCCGCGGGCGUGGUGGUUUCCGUGGCAGUUUUCAUAGUGAUGGCCCACCGCACCACGGGGACAAUGAUGAAUGGCGUCGAUCAGGAGCCGAUGGCGAAUAUGAUUCACGCCGUCGUUCUGGAUCUCGUGAACCAGGAAUCGAUAGAUCUCGCUCCCGUUCACCGAGGCAACGCAGUCCGGCUGAUUCGGAUUCUGAUUCGUCUUCUCAUAGGAAUGGCAUGUUAUCGAAUGCAAGAACGUUACCAGAAGUCGCACGGAAAUCUACCACAUUCUGGCAAGGGGCGCUGAUUUUGAAGAGUUCACUAUUCCCCACCAAGUUGCACCUAACGGACGGAAACAACAAAAUAGUGGACAGCCUGAUGAAGGACGAGGAAGGUAAACACCACCUUCGUAUUACUCAGCGACUACGCCUCGAUCAACCCAAGUUGGAAGAUGUGCAGUAG
Molecule: messenger RNA, 888 nt
Organism: Armigeres subalbatus
Lineage: Eukaryota; Metazoa; Arthropoda; Insecta; Diptera; Culicidae
Product: RNA-binding protein spenito-like
Exons: 2
Coding region: 1-888 (295 amino acids)
Biological process (GO): regulation of alternative mRNA splicing, via spliceosome
Cellular component (GO): nucleus
Molecular function (GO): mRNA binding
Source: RefSeq, a predicted model, not a curated record